AUGAGUUCCUACCAGCAGAAGCAGCCCUUUGUCCCACCCCCUCAACUGCAGGAGCAGCAAGUGAAGCAGCCCUGCCAGCCUCCCCCCCAAGGACCGCUGGUUCCCACAAUCCCAGAGCCGUGCCACCCAAAUGUCCCUCAGCCUGGGAACACCAAGACUCCAGAGCCAGGCUGCACCGACACGUAUUCUUCCACACGUUGUCACCGAGGCACCCUCAGUGUGCCUUUCUACACUUACAUAACCGCCUACACAAAUUCCACACUCAUUGCUCAGCCAGUGCUGCCUUUGCUGGGCCCCGGCCCUGGGCACAAAGUCCUCAUGAGUUCCCAGCAGCAGAAGCAGCCCUGCGCCCCACCCCCUCAGCUGCAGCAGCACCAGGUGAAGCAGCCUUGCCAGCCUCCACCCCAGGAACCAUGUGUCCCCCAAACCAAGGAGCCCUGCCACCCCAAGGCGCCUGAGCCCUGCCACCCCAAGGCGCCUGAGCCCUGCCACCCCAAGGCGCCUGAGCCCUGCCACCCCAAGGCGCCUGAGCCAUGUCACCCCAAGGUGCCAGAGCCCUGCCCCUCAACGGUCACUCCAGUGCCAGCUCAACUGAAGACAAAGCAGAAGUAA
This is a messenger RNA of Marmota flaviventris (yellow-bellied marmot), 612 nucleotides long. The record is from RefSeq and is a predicted model, not a curated record. NCBI's taxonomy places the organism in Eukaryota, Metazoa, Chordata, Mammalia, Rodentia, Sciuridae.